AAAAAAAUGGGUUAAUCUUUUUUAUCAAGAAAAUAUUUUUUUUAAUCAAUUUUUCUAAAUGCAUCAAACACAAAAUUUUUUUGAAACAAACAUGGCCUUUAAGUUUACAAUGAUGAAAUGAUGAGCUCCCAAAAGUCAAGAAAAUCGGAAGGAGAAAAGUUAAAAGUUAGGCAUUGAAAAAGCUUUUCAAAUUAUACUUUUUGUGUCAAAUUUUCUAUGAUUCAAAACCACUUUUUUUCUCCUGCUCAUUUAACUCAUAACGGUUGGUACCCAUGAUUACAUUUAUUGAAAAGUUUGUUUAGUAUUUUAUUUUUUAUUAUUUGAUCUUAUCUCAACAAAAAUUUUAAUUGGUUCCGAAGAAAAAGCUGCCAUCUCCCACGUCUUUGGAGAAUUUAUAAGGUAUAGAUUUCCUUAUUUGUUUGUCUGUAAUGUGACACUCAUACCCAGCAGAAAGAAGAAGAAAGAAAGAAAGCAAAAUGCUGUUGCAGAUCAGUCUAUGAUUCCUUUCAAAAAUUAUUUAUGUAUCUUCUGCAACUUGAAAAGUUCUUCAACUUGUCUGAAAUUGAUAGCCUCCUCAGUGCAAACUAGAGUUUGAAUUAAUGGGCAAAGCUAAGGACAUAGCAUUCUACAUCACAGUAUGCUGCAUUGCUUUCAUUACAUCCAAGAUAAUUAUUUCCAUCCUCCUCUACAAGAGAUGGAAAAGAAAGCACUUAGUCUAUGAAGAUGGCUUCUCAGGAGGCAAGAUGGUGUUGUUCAAGUCUGCAAUAAUGCAGCAGCCUCUAUCAUCUGAUGUGUUGUUGAAGAAAACUUUAAAAUUGAGCAACAAGGACAUCAUUGGCUCUGGAGGAUAUGGAACUGUUUACAGAUUGAACAUAAAUGAUUCUGUGGCCUUUGCUGUCAAGAGACUAAACAGGGGAAGCGCAGAGAGAGAUCGAGGUUUCGAAAGAGAGUUGGAGGCUAUGGGGGAUAUCAAGCAUAGGAAUAUUGUCACUCUUCAUGGAUAUUACACUGCACCUCAUUACAAUCUUCUCAUAUAUGAGUUAAUGCCUAAUGGAAGUCUAGAUGCAGUCCUGCAUGGGAGAUCAAUGGAGAAGAAGGAUUUGGAUUGGGGAUCCAGAUAUAGGAUAGCACUAGGUGCUGCAAGAGGGAUUUCAUACCUGCAUCAUGAUUGCAUUCCACACAUAAUUCAUAGAGACAUCAAGUCUAGUAAUAUAUUGCUAGAUCAGAAAAUGGAAGCUCGAGUAUCUGAUUUCGGAUUGGCUACCUUGAUGGAACCUGAUAAGACUCAUGUUUCUACAUUUCCAGCAGGAACUUUUGGAUACUUGGCUCCUGAGUACUUUGAUACAGGGAAGGCAACUGCAAAAGGAGAUGUUUAUAGUUUUGGAGUUGUUCUUUUGGAGCUUUUGACUGGAAAGAAACCCACAGAUGAAGCAUUCUUUGAGGAAGGGACUAAGCUUGUGACCUGGGUAAAGGCAGUUGUUGAAGAUAAAAGGGAAGUGCAUGCACUUGACAGUAGGCUGAAGUGUGCACCGACUGAUGAGAUUAAUAAUGCAUUCAGAAUUGCAUUUAUGUGCCUUGAACCAGAGCCCUCUAUGAGACCUUCCAUGGCUGAGAUAGUCAAGAUGCUUGAGCAAGUAAAAUCAGACAAUUUGUAAACGAUUCUU
This is a messenger RNA of Manihot esculenta (cassava), 1664 nucleotides long. Its product is annotated as receptor-like serine/threonine-protein kinase At1g78530. The record is from RefSeq and is a predicted model, not a curated record. Gene Ontology annotation, molecular function: ATP binding; protein kinase activity. NCBI's taxonomy places the organism in Eukaryota, Viridiplantae, Streptophyta, Magnoliopsida, Malpighiales, Euphorbiaceae. The transcript is spliced from 6 exons. Gene Ontology annotation, biological process: protein phosphorylation. The coding region runs from base 600 to 1655 and encodes 351 amino acids.